GUCGGCUCUGUCGCUUCGGGUGCUCACGGGAAGUCUGCUUCAGGCAUUACUCUUCGCUCGCUGUAGGACGUAGUGUCCGCUCUCCAUUUUGCAGAGUCGCCAUGGCUGAACAGAUGGCAAUGAGUGUGGUCCUCCUGCUCGUGGGCGUGAUGGGCGUGAUGGGCGGGGCCGAAGUGUCUCCCACGCGCGUGAGUGGGACGCAGGAGAGGACCAAGCCGCCCACGGAGGGAGCGCGCCCGCAGUACGUGCAGACGCUCUACAAGAACACAGACCAACAGGUGGUGAUGAACACGGUGGAGCCCCUGUGGCCGUCCUACGAGGUCAGCUACUACAGCACCAAGACCACGGCCAUCGGCAACCAGACCAUCUCGACGUCCCAAGUGGAGUUCGCGACCGUCCUCAACUCCACGGCCGAGUACUACACCGACCUCUCGGCGACCAACACCUGGGACGUCGCGCCGACCACCUACCAGACCAUGGACUUCCAGCACCAGAAAGUCACGUUCACAGACACCGCCAACAUCACCCACACCAGCAUCGAGAAUAACGACUUGCCUUUUGUCUAAGUCUGUGACAUGUAGACGAAUAGAAAAAAAAUAUGGCCCUGAUUUUUUUCUUUUUUUUUUAGAGGGUACUUUUGGGAGGUAAUUUUAGUGAUAAAAAAAGAAAGUGAUUCAUGGAACUGGCAUUAAGGGUGAAAAAGAAAAAUGUCAAGAUGUAGAAAGAAUAAGAUAUGGUCUGUGAAUCCUUUUUUUUCUAACGACGUAAUUUUUCGUUUGCUGUAUUUUCCAAAGGAAAAUCGGUUCGUGCUAUUGACCGAUAUAUGGAAUUAUCAUAAUUGCGUUUUUUAUAUAUACUUUUCUCUUUUCACCUCGUAUUCUGUGCUUUUAAACGCAACCAGCGCCGCGUUGCAUCGAAAGGGUUGCUGGUACAUGGGAAUAUAUAUUUUUUUAUUGCUACAGCUUCUGCUUCCCUUUGAUACGUGUGGCAAGUUAACGGUGCUUAGAUGCGACCAGUAAUCAUCCUAUUGUUUGUCAAGUUCAGUCGUUUUCAACUUCAUGAUGCAGGUACAGCUUCGGCCAAAAUAUCAGGAUGUGUUUUUAUGAAUAUUCAAUACUCAUGUUCAAUGUCUUUAUCAAAGGUUAUUCUUAAGCUUUCCAACGUACAGAGAGAGAGAGAGAGAGAGAAGGGAGGUGAAUGGUAUAGAAAAAAAUAUAAAAGAGAGAGAGAGAAUCAUUGUCUCUGUAUCUACUGCUGUGAUCCGGUGAAAAUAAAACGAAAAAUCUCC
Molecule: messenger RNA, 1288 nt
Organism: Penaeus vannamei (Pacific white shrimp)
Lineage: Eukaryota; Metazoa; Arthropoda; Malacostraca; Decapoda; Penaeidae
Source: RefSeq, a predicted model, not a curated record